CACACCUCUGGAACACCUUUCGGCUGCCUGCUCCCCAGACACACCUGCAGCCCUGCCCAGCCAGCUCUGCUCACCCACUGCUUGUAAAUGUCCCAGACAUGAGCCAGCCCAGGCCCCGCUACGUGGUAGACAGAGCUACCUACUCCCUCACCCUCUUCGAUGAUGAGUUUGAGAAGAAGGAUCGGACAUACCCACUGGGAGAAAAACUUCGCAAUGCCUUCAGAUGUUCCUCGGCCAAGAUCAAAACCACAGUGUUCAGGCUGCUCCCCGUGCUCUCUUGGCUCCCCAAGUACAAGGUCAAAGACUACAUCAUCCCUGACCUUCUUGGCGGCAUCAGCGGUGGAUCCAUCCAGGUCCCACAAGGCAUGGCGUUUGCUCUGCUGGCCAACCUUCCUGCAGUCAACGGCCUCUACUCCUCCUUCUUCCCCCUCCUGACCUACUUCUUCCUGGGGGGUAUCCACCAGAUGGUGCCAGGUACAUUUGCCGUUAUCAGCAUCCUGGUGGGUAACAUCUGUCUGCAGCUGGCCCCAGAGUCGAAAUUCCGGGUCUUCAACAAUGCCACCAAUGAGAGCCAUGUGGACACAGUGGCCAUGGAGGCCGAGAGGCUGCACGUGUCGGCAACGCUAGCCUGCCUGACUGCCAUCAUCCAGAUGGGCCUGGGCUUCGUGCAGUUCGGUUUUGUGGCCAUCUACCUCUCUGAGUCCUUCAUCCGGGGCUUCAUGACAGCUGCUGGCCUGCAGAUCCUGAUCUCCGUGCUCAAGUACAUCUUCGGACUGACCAUCCCCUCCUACACAGGCCCAGGGUCCAUCAUCUUUACCUUCAUUGACAUUUGCAAAAACCUUCCCCACACCAACGUCGCCUCGCUCCUUUUCGCCCUCAUCAGCAGCGUGUUCCUGGUGCUGGUGAAGGAGCUCAACACUCGCUUCAUGCACAAGAUCCGCUUCCCCAUCCCUACAGAAAUGAUCGUGGUAGUGGUGGCAACAGCUAUCUCUGGGGGCUGCAAGAUGCCCAAAAAGUAUCACAUGCAGAUCGUGGGAGAGAUCCAACGAGGGUUCCCCACUCCCGUGUUGCCUGUGGUUUCACAGUGGAAGGACAUGAUUGGCACAGCCUUCUCCCUGGCCAUCGUGGGCUACGUCAUCAACUUGGCUGUGGGCCGGACCCUGGCCAGCAAGCACGGCUAUGACGUGGAUUCUAACCAGGAGAUGAUCGCCCUGGGCUGCAGCAACUUCUUCGGCUCCUUCUUUAAAAUCCAUGUCAUUUGCUGUGCUCUCUCUGUCACUCUGGCUGUGGAUGGAGCUGGAGGAAAAUCCCAGAUGUCAAGCCUGUGCGUCUCCCUGGUGGUGAUGAUCACGAUGCUGGUCCUGGGGUCCUACCUCUACCCUCUCCCCAAGGCUGUGCUAGGAGCCCUGAUUGCUGUCAACCUCAAGAACUCCCUCAAGCAACUCGCCGACCCCUACUACCUGUGGAGGAAGAGCAAGCUGGACUGUUGCAUCUGGGUGGUGAGCUUCCUCUCUGCCUUCUUCCUGAGCCUGCCGUAUGGUGUGGCAGUGGGUGUCGCCUUCUCCAUCCUGGUUGUGAUCUUCCAGACUCAGUUUCGAAAUGGCUAUACUUUGGCCCAAGUCAUGGACACUGACAUUUAUGUGAAUCCCAAGACCUAUAAUAGGGCCCAGGAAAUCCAAGGGAUAAAGAUCAUCACUUACUGCUCCCCUCUCUACUUUGCCAACUCGGAAAUCUUCAGGCAAAAGGUCACUGCCAAGACAGGUGUGGACCCCCAGAAAGUAUUGCUGGCCAAGCAAAAAUACCUCAAGAGGCAGGAGAAGGGGAGAACAGUGCCCAUGCAACAGAGGAAGUCCCUAUUUAUGAAAACCAAGACUGUCUCCCUGCAGGAGCUGCAGCAGGACUUUGAGAAUGGCUCCCCAACUGACCCCAACAACAACCAGACGCCUGCUAAUGGUGCCAGCGUGUCCUACAUCACCUUCAGCCCUGACAGCUCCACAGCUGCCAGUUGUGAGCCCCCGGCCUCCGCUGAGCCCAGUGACAUCCUGGCCAGCGUCCCACCCUUUGUCACCUUCCACACCCUCAUCUUCGACAUGAGUGGGGUCAGCUUUGUGGACUUGAUGGGCAUCAAAGCCCUGGCCAAGCUGAGCUCCACCUAUGGGAAGAUCGGUGUGAAGGUCUUCUUGGUGAACAUUCAUGCCCAGGUGUACAAUGACAUUAACCAUGGUGGCGUCUUCGAAGAUGGGUGUCUAGAGCGCAACCACGUCUUUCCCAGCAUACACGACGCAGUCCUGUUUGCCCAGGCAAAGGCCAGGGAAGUGGCCCCAGGACGCAACUUCCAAGGGGCUCCAGUGGACCCUGAGCUCUCUUUGUACGAUUCAGAGGAGGACAGUCCCAGCUGCUGGGACUUAGAGCAGGAGAUGUUCGGCAGCAUGUUUCAUGCAGAGACCCUGACCGCCCUGUGAGGGCCCAGCCGGUUCCCGUGCUGCCUGCAGAGCACCUGGCACCUGGGACUCCCAUGAAGGAUGAGAUCAUGGGAUCAUGAUCAUCUCCUGGGAUCAUGGAGAGUGGCGGGUAGAGGAGAACACCUCCACCAGGACUCCAGUACCUCUCCAUCCUCCUCCUCCUCUCUCAUUCCCCUCCUGGCAUCUCUAGAGCAAGCCAAUCUCAAUGGCAGGGAGAGACACCUCUCCAUCCUUCUGCUGACCCUCAGGGCCCCAGCCAACAGCAAGCAAGCCUCCUGCCCACUCCACCGCUCCCACCCACAGCCUGCCUGUGGCAGCUGACAGGACCCCCGACUGCUGGACUUUGAGCCAGGAACAGAGAGGAAGCCGUGUGCUGACUUACAGUGCAAGCUUCGAAAGUGUCCUGGCUCCAGCAUGGCUUGGUGUCAGAUGGUGUCAAGCUGUCACAGGACACACAGACGAACUUGCUUAGGACUCUGUGGCUUGCCCUCUCCAGCUGCCCAGAGUCUGUCUCUGGCAGCUCUGUGCCCCUGGGACCAUGUGCUCCCACAACCCAGGUAUCUCUGUCUUGGUGACUAUGUCCCCUUCCUCCUCAUCUCAAGGCUGCUGAGACCUCCACUACUAUUUAGCACAUCAGACUCUAGCCUGGGGAGUGGCUACCAGAGCUACCACCCCAGGGGCAGCCCACCAAGGUAGCCACACCAGCCUCCUGAAACAUUAUCACUCCCCCUGCCCUCAAGGGCUGCUUCCUUCUACUUGAGACCAGGUAGGAACCCAAAAGGGACAGGGGGGUAGCUGGCAGAAUCCUCUGGCAGCCCAGCAACAGAUACUAGUUAUUCUGCACAAAAGCUUUCCCUCUUUGUACUGGAGAUGUGGAGGGGCAGGGGCGCUAGUACCAAUCCAGGGCAAACUGGUGGGACCUGGGCCCCGACAGUCUCCCUGACCUUAGCAAUGCCUCCCCCACUUGGGAAAUCUGCCUUGUCCUCUUCAUUUGGCAAAGAGCCAAUGAUUUUAACUCUCCCUUAUCAGCUUGGGGCCUGAAUCGUUCAGCCAGGCAAGGGAGGACACCCCACCAAGGGCAUAUCCCAACUGGGUAACAAGCAUGGAGAAGGGCUGAUCCAGACUGGGUCUUCCUCCACAGGGAUUCCUUAACAAACUCAGGACCUGAGGCCAUCUCCUUCUAGGAGAGAUGAGAAGAGGGGUUAAGUUCUCUCUAUACAUAAGAAGGUAGAGAAACCCCACUGUUGACUUGAAAAUAAAUAGGUUCCAUGUGCAAGUGUUUGGGAAAUUUUCCAUGGAAGUGCACCAAAAACCUUUUGGCCUCUCCCCACUGAUUCUCCCAAGUUCCUUCAAUGAAUGAUCCCUGCCCAACAGGUUGGGCUGGCCCAGCCUGGAAAAAUGUCCGAAUUCCUAACUUCAGCCUGACCUGCACUGUGUGCCUGUGCAUUGAGUGAGCUGGUCAGCUAGCAAGUCUUCGUAGAGUUAAAGGAGGGGGUGCUGGUGAAGAGCCAACAGAUUCUUGGCCUACAAGCAUUGCUUCUUUGUGAAUUCAUUAUGCCAUCUGGCUGCCAAUGGAACUCAAAACUUGGAAGGCAGAAGACAAUGUUAUCUGGGAUUUACCGUGCCCAGCACCCGAAGUGCCAGAUUUCGAGAGGACAAGAACCGUAGCCAAUGAAAACUCACCCUCCCCUGCUCCACCUCCUGCAAAGUCCAGCUCAGGCCCAAGAGGUGUGGGAAGGUCACAGAGCCUCAGGACAUCCCAAGUUAGAGGUGCCUUGUGAACCAAGUGUCUAGAACCCUUGAGGACUUGAUGAAGUGACUGUUAACCCCCAGGCCAGCCCCAGACCAACAGGUGAUUGCUGACUCACAGUGGCCUGGAGUUGGGAGCUCAAGGAGGGAUCCUGAAACAUGUCCAAGGGUGUAAGUACUCAUAGAGACCACAGUGGAUGUAAGAUUGGAAACACCUGGGGUGGAGGGAGGCCUUGAAGAGAACUUCACUGUUAGAAUACUUUGGAAAGGACAUAAAUUCACACAGACCACUCACUGGACAUGACUGAGGCAAGAAAGGAGAGCAAGAUAGUGAAAUAAUCCAGAAUUUCAAUACUUUUGAAUGUUCUUAGUUAUACUGACCUGCAAUAAUGUGGUUCCUGGAGAAGACCAGGACUCUUGAGAUAUUUGUGUAAUUUAUUUAAU
This is a messenger RNA of Balaenoptera acutorostrata (minke whale), 4655 nucleotides long. It is a transcript of the gene SLC26A9, whose product is annotated as solute carrier family 26 member 9. Gene Ontology annotation, molecular function: bicarbonate transmembrane transporter activity; sulfate transmembrane transporter activity; oxalate transmembrane transporter activity. The coding region runs from base 99 to 2462 and encodes 787 amino acids. Gene Ontology annotation, biological process: transmembrane transport. The transcript is spliced from 21 exons. The record is from RefSeq and is a predicted model, not a curated record. Gene Ontology annotation, cellular component: membrane. NCBI's taxonomy places the organism in Eukaryota, Metazoa, Chordata, Mammalia, Artiodactyla, Balaenopteridae.